UUCAGUUUGGCUGUGCCUGGACACACGUGGUUGCUAUGAUGAUGUUUAACCCCUUUGGAACAAAUAUACGUUCAUCUUUGAAAUAUAAUCGUAGUUUUAAUUUUACUCCCACAUUUGAUACAUAUAUAUUUCUACAAAGAUGAUACCGAGGAAAGCUUAUUCAGAAACUACACAAUUAGAAGAUGAAGAACCAUCUAUUUUAUCUUCUGAUCCAAAUGAGCGGAAAUUGGCUCGUAGACUUCGAAUUAAUCGACGUCGAGAAGCGCAAAUUAGAAAAACUAAGGCUCUUGAUGAAGAAAUUAUAGAAGAAACCCCUAUUGAAAAGCAAAUCCUUGAUGGCAUAGAAGCUUUAGAACAAUUGGCUUCAGAAGGAGAUGAAGUUGUUUGUGGUGUAAGGGUAGCAUGUGAUGCAAAAGAGUUGCAAAGAAGAAAGGAAAUGAAAGAAACAAGAGAAAGAUUGUUAAAAAUGCUCGAAGAGGAGGACAAAAAUUGCAUGCAGAAAUAUCGUGAGAUUACUGAAAAGUGGCCUAGUAUUGUUGCAUCCAAGGACCCAUUAGACAUUCAUAAUGAAUUGGAGGCUCAAAACGUAAAGUGCAAUGAAAUCCUUGAGAAAAAAGAUGCCUUAAUCGCGCAACUGAAGCAAGAAUUGGAGAAUGCAGAUAUAAAAUAUGAAGAGGACGUGAAGAAUCAGAACGCGGAUAUUGAUUUGCUUAUAGAAAGAAUGGAGAACCAAGCGCGUACAAUGGCUAAAGCAUAUCGUUACGAAUUAAAUUUGAUCGAAAAUGUAAUCGAUUCGGAGCGGAAGAUAGCUAUAAAAGCCUCCACUGAAAAAUGGGAAACUUUGUACAAAAAGCUUCAAGACGACACGGUUGAAGCGAGGGAACAGAAAAAGUUGAUAACGCGCGAGUACGAAGAAGCUAUGAAGAAAGCGAUCAUAGAACACCAAGAGGAAUACAGGAAACAAAAGAUUUCGUUCGAAAUGGAAAUACAAAAUCUUCAGCAACAGAUUCAAACUAUGAAGACUGCGUGUUUAAUGAACGUUGAGAAGUUGGAUUAUAAUUACACCGUGUUGAAGCAUCGAGAAGAAGAGAAUCUAAUUGUGAAGAAUCAGCAGAAACGAAGAAUUAAUAAACUUCAGGAUGUAUUAAAUGAUUUAAAGAAAACAUACGCGGGCUUGGAAGAAUCGACAAGGUUGGAGAUCCAGAAGCUCACUAAUCAGAUAUUGAAAGUACACAAAGCUAUACAGGAGUUAGAAGAGAAGUCUGAUCAGCUUGCAAUCAUAAACGAUACAAAGUAUAUGCAAAUCUGGGAUCUAAAUAUCGAAACCGCGAAUCAAUUAGUCGACAAGAUUUUAUCAGCAGAUAGAAUCAUACACGAACAGUUACUGGGAGUGGAAUGGCAACCACCGGAAGAACAAUUAUUAAAGAAAGAAGAUUUGGUAUCGUACUGUGGAGCGAUGUGCGCCAUAAAACAGAAGAAAGAAGAAGCCAAGAAUAGGAAAAUGAUUUCUAAGUCGUACAAGCCACCAAUCACUCUGGAAGAAAUCAAUUUAGAGCGAAGUCUACUGAAUCAUAUUGCUAAAUUAAUUUCCAAUCAUUGUGACUAUAUGAUUGAGUAUACUUUGAAAGAUCUACUUUCUGAUUACACAGAAGACGAUAAGUUACUAAUUCGAUUGGACAAAAUAUUUGAUGCAUUGAAAAUUACAUCUGAGCAACAACUUCAAUUUUUGUUGAAUUUCUUUUUACCAUAUGCACACUGUCCUAUUUGCAAAGCCAAAAAUAUACCAAGGGUUUGUGGAGUAUCCAGUGAAACCACAGAAAGUUCAUCGUCCACGAGUACGUUACCUGAUGUUUGCGGCAGCACCGAACUUAACGAGGAAGAAGGUAAACUGGUGGCUGCAAUGGAAGGCGCAUUUUGUUGUGAUAAAUCACAGAAUGAUGAUAACACAAUUGUUACAAGUAGUUGUACUCCAGAGUCUUCGUCGUCGACCGAAACACUUCCUGAAAAUGGACAAAUUGUGUCAACUUGUGUGGGUGAAGGUGUUGUAGAAGUCAUUGAUGCAAGUGGUAAACCAAAACGGCAAUUAGUUUGCGACAAAGGUCACUUGUUGGUAAUUGAAACCGAAUUCGUUUCGAACGCGUUAAAAGAUUUCGUGAAAAGAUACGAAUUCGUUAAACAAGAUGAAGCCUCGUCUGACGAUUCUAAAAUAUUAAAAGAAAAAGAAACGGUAUCGAGAAACAUAACGGACGAGGAUAUAAUAAUGUUUUGGGACCGAUAUAGAGAUAUGUUUUCGGAGGACAGAGAAAGAUUAUGGGACAAUUUAUUUGUUGGUCUUAAAAAGUAUUAUGAUAUAUUAAAAGAGAGACAUGAAUUAAAUGUUGAAACUGAAUCUUUGCGGAGACAAAAUUCAGAAUUGCGUCGAUUACUAGAGAAAUACGAGACAGAGAUGGCAUUGAAUGAUGAAUAAAAAAUUUGAAAAUAAAUUGAAAAUGAUAUGGA
Molecule: messenger RNA, 2499 nt
Organism: Osmia lignaria (orchard mason bee)
Lineage: Eukaryota; Metazoa; Arthropoda; Insecta; Hymenoptera; Megachilidae
Product: dynein regulatory complex protein 1
Biological process (GO): cilium-dependent cell motility; axonemal dynein complex assembly; regulation of cilium movement
Cellular component (GO): axoneme; axonemal dynein complex
Source: RefSeq, a predicted model, not a curated record